Molecule: messenger RNA, 4485 nt
Organism: Manis javanica (Malayan pangolin)
Lineage: Eukaryota; Metazoa; Chordata; Mammalia; Pholidota; Manidae
Gene: SIAH3
Product: siah E3 ubiquitin protein ligase family member 3
Biological process (GO): proteasome-mediated ubiquitin-dependent protein catabolic process; multicellular organism development
Cellular component (GO): cytoplasm
Molecular function (GO): ubiquitin conjugating enzyme binding; ubiquitin protein ligase activity
Source: RefSeq, a predicted model, not a curated record
GUGUCUCAGAGGCUGCGCUCCUUCCAUAGCCGGAGGACGUACAGCUCCCUCCCCAGCCUGCCUGUGCCAACAACCCCCCAGAAGUUGUGAUGCUUUUCUUUACCCAGUGCUUUGGGGCUGUGUUAGAUCUCAUUCACCUCCGCUUUCAGCACUACAAAGCUAAACGGGUUUUCUCCGCUGCUGGGCAACUUGUCUGCGUCGUCAACCCUACGCACAACCUAAAGUAUGUCUCCAGCCGCCGUGCCAUCACUCAGAGCACGCCAGAGCAAGGCAGCUUCCCCCCUCAUCACCUCACCCACCACCACCGCCACCACCGGCCCCACUGCCACCUCCAUCACCACCGGCCCCACCUCCUCCACCACCAAGAAGCAGGGCUGCACACCGCCCGGGUGACACCCUGCAUGUGCCCCUUGUUCUCCUGUCAGUGGGAAGGCCACCUGGAGGUGGUGGUGCCGCACCUGCGCCAGAUGCACAGGGUUGACAUCCUUCAAGGAGCAGAGAUAGUCUUCCUGGCCACGGACAUGCACCUCCCCGCGCCAGCCGACUGGAUCAUCAUGCACUCCUGCCUCGGCCACCACUUUCUGCUGGUGCUCAGGAAGCAGGAGAGGCAUGAAGGGCACCCCCAGUUCUUUGCCACCAUGAUGCUGAUCGGGACCCCCACCCAGGCCGACUGCUUCAACUAUCGCCUGGAGCUCAACAGAAACCAUCGGCGCCUCAAAUGGGAGGCCACCCCGCGGUCUGUCCUUGAGUGUGUGGACUCAGUGAUCACCGACGGGGACUGCCUCGUCCUCAGCACCUCACUAGCCCAGCUCUUCUCUGACAAUGGCAGCCUUGCCAUCGGAAUUGCUAUCACUGCCGCAGAGGCCUGUGCCGCAGAAGCCGAGACGUGAAGCGUGAGGCCAGCCAGUGCUCCCACACGGCCACCGCUCCACCGGGAGACGCUGCCUGGGCCUCCUGAUCUCCCAAGGCCAGGGCUCCAGACUCCUUUUUAUUCUUCUCCCUCCUUCCGUCCUUUCUUUUUCUGUCUCAGGUACUUUGUGGUAUUUAGUAUUUGUUUGCCAUGAGCAUUACAUUAUGUAAACAUCUUGUGAUUCAAGAUCUUGGUGUGAUAUUUGUCCUGAUUUGUUGGUAUAGUUUUAUAGAACAGUUUUAAUCAGAAUGGUUAUUUCCUGCCACCCCCAAUUCCCUUCUCCACUGCUUCCAAAAUGAGCAAAAGUCACUGGGACCAUGCAGAGUUGCCAGGAGAGUUAGCAUCCAAAUCAUUUCUUCCUUCUCUUUUCGGUCUAUUUCAGAGUAAGCUAACUCUGAAAUGUGUGAGGAUAGCAGGUUGGAGAAGGGGACCUGGUCAGUUCAGAGAGGUAGUUCACACCAAGCAGACACAACUCUGCCACCUCCCAAGGACACGCAGGGGCAGGGCUGAGCUGCAGGACAUGAGGAGACGGCAUCUCCCCCGAAGUCCCGGGCAUGGGGCUGGAGGGACCAUCAUGGGAUAAGCUUGAUCCUGGAGCUUAGUGGGUGGGCACAUGGUGAGCCCUCUGCUGGCAACCUGCCAUGGGCUUGCUCUUGGCCUGGCCCAUCUUUUCCUGCUCUGGAAUCAAGGUCCUCAAGUGGCAGUGCUUUCUUGAAAACUUCUUGGCGCUUGGUUGAGCUGGUAGUAAAAAAGGAUGGAUAGGCAAGACAGGGGUGGGCCGGCAGAGAAGCAGCUUUAAAAAACAAAGGAUAAAAUUAAUUUCCCACCUCUGGGAGGGUUUUCUCUGCUCAGAGAGUUUUAUUAUCAAGUUAUAAAAUCCAUCAAUCCUUUCACUAAGGUGGAGCACUUCUGCAUUGUGCAAAGAAUUUACUUUGCUCUCGAUACUUUGUUAAACCAGAACCACAACUCAGCAUCAAAGGCAUGAAACUUGGACAGUGUUCCUGGGACUCUGGAGGUCAGAGGCCACUCACACACCUGGGAGGGUCCUCUUCCCUGUCCUUGUUUCUCAGACACUCCGAGGGCCCCAUUCAGCAUGCAAACGGUAUCACUGGUCAGCUAUGCAUUCAGCAGCCUGUGGCAGUGUGAAUGGAAAGGCAACAAAAAUCCAUCUUGCCUCUGUGUAGACUGCUUUCUCUUACUUGUCUCUCUGAACAGUUCAGCCUCUUCUCAUGAAAGCCUCUUGGGUAUUCGAACAAAGUAAGCAUGUUUAGUCAACUUUGUCUCUUCUAUUCAAAGGCAAAUACCUUUAAGCCUUCCCAGAAAGCCCUCUCCUGCUUCUGCCACUCUUUGUCCCCUUGGCCCCUCUCUGCUGCUGGGAAGCUCAGCACCCAAGCCCUGCCAACACUCAUCAGGAUCGAGGGGGCCUUUUACCAGCCAGAUGGCGUCUGCACCGUUGCCUCACCUUCGUUGUCUUGACCGGACCCUGGCAGUACUUAGUUUCAGGCAGCUUGUCCUGACUGGACAUCAGCAAUCUUUCCCACCAAAACUAAUUUAUCCUGAAGCAUAACUCCCUCUCCCUGACAACUGGGUAAUCCUCCAGCCACCCACGCUGCCAACCCAUGCUCUAAGCCCCAGAUGGGUGGUGCCAGUGAGCAAAUCCCAUAACACAGCCCCCUCUAGUCACACAGGAAUUGCUGGGACUCUGGGGGCUUUCAUUAGGUUAGAGCCCUAAGGGGACCAAUAAACAUCAUGUCCACUGACUGAGUCAAAUAUCAGGUCCACUGUCCUGAGGAAAGGGUUGUAAUCCUUUUGGUCAGUCAGCACAUCCCACCAGGGCACCACCUCCCCUGGUGGCCACCCAGGAACAAGCAGAGGCUGGCUGGCCAGCACCAGGAGAGACAUGGCUCCGCACCUUACCCACAGGCUGUUCCCCAGAACUUCAGACCUCCUUGCCUCUGAGUCUGAAACCUCUGGAAGCCACAUUUCCUCCCCUGGUUUCUGCUAUGCAACCAGUUUGAAAACAUUUAUGUAUCAUCACAGGUGCCCCCGAUAAACAAACUCAACCUCAGUUACCGUUCCCAGGCCUUAGGGCUCCUGCAGACAUCACCUCUGCCUUCUUGUGCCAAGUUACCUCAGCAAAACUUGGCCUAACUUCAGGUUGUUAUUAUUAUCACACAUGAAACUGUAUUAUGAACAAGUGAUCCCAGAUAGGAACUGCUAUUUUUGGUUCCUGAAAACUUUUUGCAAAAAGCAUAGAAAAUGUGUGAUUUUCCAUCUGUGGUGCUCCCAAGGCCUUCUUCUCUGUAUCCACAUGUGAAGAAUUGAAAAGGAACAAACUAAAAACAAUGACCAGGAAACAGAAACUGGUACUAACACAGUGGGCUGUGUGGGGCUUUAUGGUCACAAAGGGCUCCCUCAUUUGCAUCUUAGGUUAAUCUUCAUCAUCAUCCUCACUAUACUAAAAAAACAGAGGUUUAGAGACAUGAAAUUACCUUCCCAAGGUCACACAUCAAAUGCUUGGCUGGACUAGAGCCCAGCCAGCCAUCUGCAAACUUGGUGUUCCUGAAACAGGAAGACUGACUCCAGAUAUUCAGAAAUGUUCCUGCCCCAUCAGCGGGCUGUGGGCCUGAGGGCCAACUGGGUCUUGGCUCUGGGAUACUUGGGGAAGCAAGGAAAGUGAGACUGGAGUGGAUUUGCUUUUAGAGGCAAGUCAGCUUGCAGAAUUGGUCAACCUGGUAGCAGAGGGUUGGGUGGUGGGGUGGGGAACCAGCCUGUGAGGUUUUUGGUGCCCCUAGACCUCAUCAACACUCAUGUACUGACUUAAUAACUCACCCUCUAAGGAGUAUUUGCAUUUGAAAGUUGUCCUAGAGAGAGCUGCACCUAACAGCAGAAAUGAGUUGCCAGUAUUUGAACUUCCACUGUGAGAAAGAUUUUUUCAGGAGGUGUAGACAUUCCUCCACUUGAGGCUGAGUCUACGUAAGUGGUUCAUGCUAAAAUAGAUGUCAGGUCAUGCAAGGACGAUUGUCUUUAACAAUCUUUCUCUGCAUGAACUUGUACCUGAGACAGAUCCCAUCACUACCUGUGCUACCAUGGACAUUUUAGAAAUGGAUCAGGUUAAUAAUAAUAGUAUUCAUGGCUACCAUUUACUGAGGGUUUACUAUAUGACUCAGUGUGCUAAGUACUUUGAAUAUAGUAUCUCAUUUAAUCUCAAGAACAACCUUAUGACGCAGGUACUAUUAUUGUACCCACGAGACACUUAAGCUAAGAGAGGUUAGACACUUGUUUAAGGUCACAGCUAGCAAAUGGUAGAGUGAGGUCUAGAACCCAGCAUGCCUGGCUCUGAAGUCCAGGCUUCUGACCACUGUCAGCUAUGUCAUUCCUACGAAUUCAAGCAGUCAAGGCUCAGGACUCAGUCAUCAAGUCCUUUUAGUGCUUCAGUACUAAGUGUGCCUGCCACUUCUCUGCCUCCAUCUUUUCCUGACCCCGGACAGUGGUGUACUAGUGCUGCCCUGCAUACUGAUUGUUAAAUGUUUUUUUAGGAAUUUUUCAAACUGAUUGCUAAGCACAGCCAUUAU